GCGCCGUGACGUCGGAAGCGGCGCGCGCGCGGCGGCGGCCGGCAGCGAUGGAGGCGGCGGGAGGCGGCGAGGACCCCCCCGGCGGGACCCUCGUGGUGGAGGCGGCGGGAGAUCCCGGGCUCCUCCCCAGCAGCCCCGCCCCCCCUGACCCCCCCCAGAGCGGGGGGACCCCCCCCAGCGUGGGGGGUGCCCCCCCCGAGGAGGAACACGGGGGGAUCCAGGCGUCUGGGAGCGGCCGAGAGGGUGGGGGGGGGUCCCCCGAGGGGGAGGGGCCGCAGGGGGCCCCCCCGGCCGGUGCCAGCCCUAAGGGGCUGCCAGGCCACGCGACGAAGACACUGCCGGGCUCUCCAGGCCGGGGGGCGGUUGGGGGUCCCCCCCCAGCCCCCCCAAGCCGGGCCAAGAUGUCCUUGACAGGGGCGGGGAAGUCCCCCCCGGGGCAGAGCCUGGCUCUGAGGCUCCUCAGCCUCCCCGGGGGGCGGCCCCCCCCGCCUGCCUCCCCCCCGGCCCCCCCGGAGCCCACCCCAGCCCCCCCCGAGCCCCCUGCCCGCCCCAAGGUCCACCGGGCCCGCAAGACCAUGGCCAAGCCCAGCAACGGACAGGUCCCCGAGAAGCGGGUGUCGGAGAUGCUGCACUUCAGGGUUUCGGAUGAGCUGCGCAGCAUCGAAGAGCCUGAGCCCCCCAAACGCCCCAAGCUGGACUACGGCCCCGAGGGGCUGCACAAACGGCUGCAGAGACCCAGCCCCCGUGCCAGCACCGAGAUCACAGUGACAGAGGAGAUGGCUGCCCCCCCCCGCGGCACCCGCCCCAGUGACGACUGGGACAGUGAAGGCGGCGGCAGCUUCUCCCUUUUCUACGACGGCUUCAGUGUGGACGGGCAUGGGGACUCGGACAGCAAGUCGGAGGGCGAGGGGGCCGGCGAGGCGCUGAGCGAGGAGGAUGAAGAGGAGGAAGAUGAGGAGGAUGAAGAGGAGGAGGAGGAGGAGGAGGACGAGGAAGAAGAGGAGGAGGAUGAGGAGUCGGGCAACGCCUCGGACCGGAGUGCCUCCAGCGCCCGGCGCAGGGCCCGGCGCCGCUGGAAGGAGAGUCCUUGGCUGAAACCGGCGCGGAAGCGCAAGCGGAAGGACCCCCGGGCCAAGGAGAGAGGGGUGCCCGGAGCCCCCCCCGGGGCCCCCCCCAGCGAAUACACCGAGGUGCCCCUGGGCUGCCUGCAGCUGCCGGGGGGCGGAGCCCUCUCCCCGCAGCCCCCAGGGCCGGCGGGGGCGCUGGGGGGGCUGGAGGCGGAGCGGUUCGAGGAGCUGCCCCUCUGCUCCUGCCGCAUGGAGGCCCCCAAGGUGGAGCGGGGGGGCGAGGGGGCGCGGGGGCUCUGCAUGGCCACCGAGAGCGUCGACGGGCAGCUGAGCGGCUGCGGCAGCAGCAUCCUGAAGCGGGAGACGAUGCGCCCGUCCAGCCGCGUGCCCCUGAUGGUGCUGUGCGAGAGCCACCGCGCCCGCAUGGUCAAGCACCACUGCUGCCCCGGCUGCGGCUACUUCUGCACCGCCGGGACGUUCCUGGAGUGCCACCCCGACGUGCGGAUCGGGCACCGGUUCCACCGGGGCUGCGUCUCGCAGCUCAACGGGAUGAUUUUCUGCCCCCACUGCGGGGAAGACGCCUCCGAAGCCCAGGAGGUGACGCUGCCCCGCACCGAGGGGGCCCCCCCAGCCCCUGCCACCGCCCCCCCCGAGCCCCGACGCCGCGCCCCGGCCCCCCGCACCGACGCCCCCACCCCCAGCGCACGGAUGCGGGGGCAGGGCGAGGGCCGGGCACCCCCCCCGGACCCCCGGGCCGAGCCCAUCGACAGCUCGGGGGGGCCGACGCUGGCCCUGCCCUCGGGGGGGGCCCUCUCGGCCCGGGGGCUGGCGCCGGGGCCCGCCCGCGACCUGCUGGAGAAGGCGCUGGUGGGGCAGGAGGCUGAGAGGCGGAAGAAGCUGCGGUUCCACCCCCGGCAGCUCUACGUCUCCGUCAAGCAAGGAGAACUGCAGAAAGUCGUCCUCAUGCUGCUGGACAACCUGGACCCCAACUUCCAGAGCGAUGCUCAGAGCAAGCGCACCCCCCUGCACGCGGCAGCGCAGAAGGGGUACCUCGAAAUCUGCCACCUCCUGCUGCAGGCGGGCGCCAACAUCAACGCGACGGACAAGCUGCGCCGGACGCCGCUGAUGGAGGCGGUGGCCAACAACCACGUGGAGGCGGCGCGGUACAUGGUGCGGCGGGGCGGCUGCGUCUACAGCAAGGAGGAGGACGGCUCCACCUGCCUCCACCACGCCGCCAAGAACGGCAACCUGGAGAUGGUCGACCUGCUGCUCUCCACCGGGCAGGUGGACGUCAACGCCCAGGACAACGGGGGUUGGACCCCCAUCAUCUGGGCGGCCGAGCACAAGCACAUCGAGGUCAUUCGCCGGCUGCUGACACGUGGCGCCGAUGUCACUCUCACCGACAACGAGGAGAACAUCUGCCUGCACUGGGCCUCCUUCACGGGCAGCGCGGAGAUCGCCGAGGUGCUGCUGAACGCCCAGUGCGACCUGCACGCCGUCAACUUCCACGGGGACACCCCCCUCCACAUCGCCGCCCGCGAGAGCUACCACGACUGCGUCAUCCUGUUCCUGUCGCGGGGGGCCGACCCCGAGGUGCGGAACAAGGAGGGGGACUCGCCGCUGGACCUGACGCUGGAGCACUCGGAGGUGUGGGUGGCCCUGCAGCUCAACCGCAAGCUGCGGCAGGGGGCUGCGGGGAGACCCCUCCACACCGAGCGCAUCAUCAGCCGGGACGUGGCACGGGGCUACGAGAACGUGCCCAUCCCCUGCGUCAACGGGGUGGACGAGGAGCCCUGUCCCGACGACUACAAGUACAUCGCCGAGAACUGCGAGACCUCCACCAUGAACAUCGACCACAACAUCACCCACCUCCAGCACUGCACGUGCCAGGACGACUGCUCCUCCAGCAACUGCCUCUGCGGGCAGCUCAGCAUCCGCUGCUGGUACGAUAAGGACGGGAGGCUGCUGCAGGAGUUCAACAAGAUCGAGCCCCCCCUGAUCUUCGAGUGCAACCAGGCCUGCACGUGCUGGCGCAGCUGCAAGAACCGGGUGGUGCAGAGCGGCAUCAAAGUCCGGCUCCAGCUCUACCGGACGGCGAAGAUGGGGUGGGGGGUGCGGGCGCUGCAGGCCAUCCCCCCCGGCACCUUCAUCUGCGAGUACGUGGGGGAGCUGAUCUCGGACGCGGAGGCCGAUGUGCGGGAGGACGAUUCCUACCUCUUCGACCUGGACAACAAGGACGGGGAGGUGUACUGCAUCGACGCCCGGUACUACGGCAACGUCAGCCGCUUCAUCAACCACCUCUGCGACCCCAACAUCAUCCCGGUGCGGGUGUUCAUGCUGCACCAGGACCUGCGCUUCCCCCGCAUCGCCUUCUUCAGCAGCCGCGCCAUCCGCCCCGGCGAGGAGCUGGGGUUCGACUACGGGGACCGGUUCUGGGACAUCAAGAGCAAAUACUUCCCCUGCCAGUGCGGCUCCGAGAAGUGCAAACACUCGGCUGAGGCCGGGGGGGGGCGCGGGGAUCCCCCCGAGCUGCUGCCCCCUCUCCUGGCCCUGCCCCCACCCUGAGCCCCCUGAACCACUGCCCC
This is a messenger RNA of Harpia harpyja (harpy eagle), 3652 nucleotides long. It is a transcript of the gene EHMT2, whose product is annotated as euchromatic histone lysine methyltransferase 2. Gene Ontology annotation, molecular function: histone methyltransferase activity; zinc ion binding; p53 binding. The record is from RefSeq and is a predicted model, not a curated record. Bases 48 to 3632 code for a protein of 1194 amino acids. The transcript has 28 exons. Gene Ontology annotation, cellular component: nucleus. NCBI's taxonomy places the organism in Eukaryota, Metazoa, Chordata, Aves, Accipitriformes, Accipitridae.